Molecule: messenger RNA, 3777 nt
Organism: Cinclus cinclus
Lineage: Eukaryota; Metazoa; Chordata; Aves; Passeriformes; Cinclidae
Gene: GNPTAB
Product: N-acetylglucosamine-1-phosphate transferase subunits alpha and beta
Exons: 21
Coding region: 1-3777 (1258 amino acids)
Biological process (GO): N-glycan processing to lysosome; carbohydrate phosphorylation
Cellular component (GO): Golgi apparatus
Molecular function (GO): UDP-N-acetylglucosamine-lysosomal-enzyme N-acetylglucosaminephosphotransferase activity; calcium ion binding
Source: RefSeq, a predicted model, not a curated record
AUGCUGCUAAAGCUCCUGCAGCGCCAGACCUAUACCUGCCUGUCGCACAGGUAUGGGCCCUGCCUGUGCCUCGGGGGCCUCGUCCUCAUGAUCGUCUCCGCCCUGCAGUUCGGGGAGGUUGUCUUGGAGUGGAGUAGAGACCAGUAUCAUGUUAUGUUUGAUUCAUACAGAGACAACGUUGCUGGCAAAUCAUUUCAGAAUCGGCUUUGUUUACCCAUGCCAAUUGAUGUGGUGUACACCUGGGUGAAUGGCACAGAUGUGGAACUGAUCAAAGAAUUGCAACAGGUCAGGGAACAGAUGGAGGAAGAACAGAAAAUAAUGAGGGAAAUCCUUGGAAAGAAUGCAACAGAACCAACUAAGAAGAGUGAGAAGCAAUUGGAGUGUUUGCUGACACACUGCAUCAAAGUGCCCAUGCUUGUCCUGGAUCCUGCACUGCCUGCCAACGUCACACUGAAAGACCUGCCGUCCAUUCAUCCUGUUUUACAAGCUGCUAACAACAUGUUCUUUGUAGCAAAACCAAAAAAUCCUUCCACCAAUGUGACUGUAAUUGUUUUUGAUAGCCCUAAGGAUGUUGAAGCUGCCCAUUCUGGAAUGCUAAAAGACAACAGCAAACAGAUAGUAUGGAGGGGUUACUUGACUACAGACAAAGAAGUUCCAGGUCUAGUAUUAAUGCAAGACUUGGCCUUUCUUAGUGGAUUUCCAGCUACAUUCAAAGAAACAAACCAGCUACGAACAAAACUGCCGGAGAGCCUGGCCUCCAAAGUAAAACUGUUGCAGCUCUAUUCAGAAGCCAGCGUGGCUCUCUUGCAACUGAAUAACCCCAAGGGUUUCCAAGAACUGAGCAAGCAAGCAAAGAAGAACAUGACUAUAGAUGGGAAAGAAUUGAUGCUUAAUCCUGCUUAUUUACUGUGGGACCUCAGCUCUGUCAGUCAGUCCAAGCAGGAUGAGGAUGUUUCUGCGAGCCGCUUCGAGGACAACGAAGAGCUGCGGUACUCGCUGCGAUCAAUAGAGCGACACGCCCCUUGGGUGCGGCACAUCUUCAUUGUCACCAACGGGCAGAUUCCCUCCUGGCUUAACCUGGAUAAUCCUCGGAUAACUAUCGUGACGCAUCAGGAAAUAUUUCAGAAUGUGAGUCACUUGCCUACCUUCAGUUCACCAGCUAUUGAAAGUCAUAUUCAUCGUAUCAGUGGCCUUUCUCAGAAGUUUAUUUAUCUCAAUGAUGAUGUUAUGUUUGGGAAGGAUGUUUGGCCUGAUGAUUUUUAUAGCCACUCUAAAGGUCAAAAGGUGUACUUGACUUGGCCUGUGCCAAACUGUGCUGAGGGAUGUCCUGGCUCAUGGAUUAAAGAUGGUUACUGUGAUAAAGCCUGUAAUAACUCAGCAUGUGAUUGGGAUGGAGGUGAUUGCAUUGGUAACAGUGGGGGUAAUCGCUAUGCUGCUGGUGGAGGUGCAGUGGGAGGUAUUGGGAAUGGCCCCCCAUGGCAGUUUGGAGCAGGAAUAAGUGGUGUUUCAUAUUGUAACCAAGGCUGUGCAAAUUCCUGGCUAGCAGACAAAUUCUGUGACCAGGCCUGCAAUGUCCUCUCGUGUGGAUUUGAUGCUGGUGACUGUGGCCAGGAUCACUUUGAAGAGAUGUACAAGGUGAUGCUUCAGCUUAAUCAGACCUACUAUGUUAUUCCCAAAGGGGAAUGUCUGCCCUACUUCAGCUUCAGUGAAAUAGCCAAGAAAGGAAUUGAGGGGUCAUACAAUGAUAAUCCAAUUAUCCGACAUGCUUCAAUUGCUAACAAAUGGAAAACUAUCCACCUAAUCAUGCACAGUGGCAUGAACACAACUGUGAUCUUUUUUAACCUUACAUUCCUAAAUAAAAAUGAUGAAGAGUUUAAAAUGCAAAUAGCUGUUGAAGUUGAUACUAGAGAGGAACCAAAACAGAACACAACUUCCAUGCAAAAAUCUGACACUGAUUUUAAAAGUGUAACUUCAGUACCAGAAGCUGAAAUGAUAUUUGAGGAUAUUCCAGAAGAAAAACGCUUUCCAAGAGUCAGGAGACGUCGAAAUGGCACAAGAGAGAGUGGACCUGAAGAGUUGAUAAUCCCAUCAGUAAAUGUGUCUCUUCUUCCUGAAGAUAUCCAGCUAGCACUGCAGAAACUGGACUUAAAACUACUAAAUGGUGAUAUAACUCAGAAAGGAUAUAAUCUAUCCAAGGCUGCUCUCCUGAGACCUUUCCAGUUUUUAACCACAACAAAGAGUAUUGUAGGCCUGGAAAAAAAGGGCAUGCAUAAUCAUUUAGAAGAUCAGAAGAACCAGAGCAACUGGGAGAAGCCUUAUAAAGAUCUAAAUGAUGGCAAAAUAAAAACAGUAAAAGCAAAGGAAGAAGUUCCCUCAAGGCUUAUGGGAACUAAGGGGACUGUUGGGACAAUGAGCACAAAUAAAUAUAUUUAUGAAGUACAGCCUAAAGCCACACUUCCUUUCCAGAGCUUGGGGAAAAAAAAUGAAACUCAAGAAAAAGUAUUGAAUGCACUCAUAUUAAGGGAAACACAGAAAUCAAAGCAUAUUAGGAAUUUUGAUACUGGAGAAGGUGCACAAGGGAUGGAAGGAGUAAAAAGGCAUGAGCAGGUGGAUGCAAAUACAAAGGAGGGGGUAGUGGGAAGAAAAUUGCAGUCCUAUGCUGGAAGUUACCAAGGCUUUUUGCCAUGGGAGAAAAAGAAGUAUUUCCAAGACCUUCUUGAUGAAGAAGAGUCAUUACUCAAACAAAUGUCAUAUUUUACUGAAGGUAAACAUUUUGGAAGGCAGCUGAAAGAUACAUUUGCUGAUUCCCUUCGAUAUGUAAAUAAGCUGUUGAACAGCAAGUUUGGAUUUACAUCUCGUAAAGUCCCUGCUCAUAUGCCUCACAUGAUUGACCGUACUGUUAUGCAAGAGCUCCAGGAUAUGUUUCCUGAGGAGUUUGACAAGACAUCAUUUCACAAAGUGCGUCACUCUGAAGAUAUGCAGUUUGCUUUUUCAUAUUUCUACUAUCUUAUGAGUGCCGUUCAGCCACUGAACAUUUCUCAGAUCUUUGAUGAGGUUGACACAGACCAGUCAGGCAUCUUGUCUGACCGAGAGAUUCGCACGUUGGCCACAAGGAUCCAUGAACUACCAUUAAGUUUGCAGGAUUUGACGGGUCUAGAACAAAUGCUAAUAAAUUGCUCUAAGGCUCUCCCUGCCAACAUCACUCAGAUCCAUGUUAUUCCUCCAACUCAGGAAGCAUACUAUGAUCCAAAUCUGCCUCCAGUAACCAAAAACCUAGUGACUAAUUGCAAACCUGUGACUGACAGGAUUCGUAAGGCUUACAAGGACAAAAACAAAUACAGGUUUGAAAUCAUGGGAGAAGAGGAAAUUGCCUUCAAAAUGAUUCGCACAAAUGUUUCUCAUGUAGUUGGUCAGCUGGAUGACAUACGAAAAAAUCCCAGAAAAUUUGUUUGCCUAAAUGACAAUAUUGAUCACAAUCAUAAGGAUGCACAAACAGUGAAAGCGGUGCUUAGGGAUUUUUAUGAGUCAAUGUUUCCCAUCCCUUCCCAAUUUGAACUGCCAAGAGAGUAUCGGAAUCGUUUCCUUCAUAUGCAUGAACUCCAAGAAUGGAGGGCAUAUAGAGACAAGCUCAAAUUCUGGACCCACUGUGUUCUAGUAACACUUAUUGUAUUUACAGUCAUCUCAUUUUUUGCUGAACAGCUAAUUGCACUUAAACGAAAGAUUUUUCCAAGGAGAAGGAUCCAAAAAGAAGCUGGCCAUGAACGAAUCAAAGUGUAG